Molecule: messenger RNA, 3540 nt
Organism: Entelurus aequoreus (snake pipefish)
Lineage: Eukaryota; Metazoa; Chordata; Actinopteri; Syngnathiformes; Syngnathidae
Product: zinc finger protein 217-like
Exons: 5
Coding region: 340-3045 (901 amino acids)
Biological process (GO): regulation of DNA-templated transcription
Cellular component (GO): nucleus
Molecular function (GO): RNA polymerase II cis-regulatory region sequence-specific DNA binding; DNA-binding transcription factor activity, RNA polymerase II-specific
Source: RefSeq, a predicted model, not a curated record
GAGGGAGUUACGCGCGUGCACGGGAGGUCUCGGAAAGGGGGAGGCGGCGUCGUCGUCGUCGUCGUCGCGAACGCGCCUCAUCUUCUUCUUUACUCAACAGCUGCACCGGCAGGACAGCGACUAAACUAACCGACCUCGCUCUACUACUAACAUGGCGGACGGACGACAUCAAAGUCAACGUUAAGGCCAACACCACAGACACGUCCAACAAACAAAAAAAGGAAGUAUUGUCUUUAAAAAAAAAGAAAAAAUGUGGACGGUGAGGUCGUGGUUGUUUAGACCCUGAACGCACCACCGAGGCGCCUUGAAUUUCUCACUCAUCGUCACGACCGUCCGAGCAUGCCCACUCACUCCCCGCUGUCGCUUGUGGAGAGUCCGGACGGACCGGUCCAAGACAGUUGGACCAGCAACAGCGCCAACGUCCCGGGGCCCGGCUCCAGCAUGACGCCCCACGCCAACUACCUCCCAAAGGCCCACGAGCCGCCGUCUUGUAUGUUCUGCGACCAGACUUUCACCCACCAGGACGAGGUGGGUCCCCACGUGCUGACGCAGCAUCCCACCACCUUCUCCGAGCCGGCCGUGCUCCGGAUCGAAGCGGAAUUUAGGAUCCCGGGCCAGAGGGCGCGGGCCAAGCCGGGCAGCUUGGCGCCGGACAAAAAGGAGGUGCACAGCUGCGUGGUGUGCGGCCAGGUGUGGCAGGACGCCGGCGAGCUGGAGAACCACCUGAGGAAGCACAAGGACUACUUCACGUACUGCUGCAACGUGUGCGGGCGGCGCUUCCGGGAGCCCUGGUUCCUCAAGAACCACAUGAAGAUGCACGGGAAGCCCGGAGCCAAGGGCAAGGCCCUGCAGGAUCAGGAGAACCCCGUCACGGUCAACGACGUGGUCCAAGAGGCCGCGUCGGAGCCCGUGGUCACCGCCUAUAAAAUGUGCAUGGUGUGUGGUUUUUUCUUCCCGGACCACGACAGCCUCGUAGAACAUAGUAAAAUCCACAAUCGGGAGUCGGAGACAGACAAAGACGAAGAGUCAGGAGGCGGAGCUAUGGGAUUUGUCAGCCAACACAGAUUUCUUCAGGGUCUUAAUCUCAAGCCGUGUCCCCCAGGAGAGUCUUUGCGAGAAGCCGAAAGAACGUCCAAGUGGAUCCCGCAGCUGGACCCCUACAACACCUUCCAGGCCUGGCAGCUGGCCACGAAGGGCAAGGUGGCGGUCGGCCCCGUCACCACCAAAGACCUGAGCCAGGAGGCCAGCACGGACAACGAGGACUGCAGCUCGGACAAGGAGCAGAUGAACGCCGCCUGGCCCGACGCCCAGGGGGACAAAGCCGCCAGGGAGGUUCCCGGCCGGGAGCUCAGGUCUCAGCAUCCCGCCGCCACAGGAAGCCCGGCACCGCGGCUGCUGCAGCGGAGGUCCCUGAUGCAAAAGCGCAAAGACACGGAGAGGCCCACCACUUGCGAGGAAUGUCGGCGGACUUUCAAGACCUACCACCAGCUGGUGCUGCACUCCAGGGUGCACAAGAGGGAGGCGGGGGGCGACAGCCCCAACUCGUCCACGGAGGGGACUCUGUCCAAGGUGGACCACGUGGAGGACGGCACAGAGGACGGCGCCGAGGAGGCUGUUGUGGCCGAACACUUUGGUGCAGGUGAGGACGGCUUCUACCGAGCCAAAGUGCGCUCGAAACACUGCAGCUACUGUAACAAGUCCUUCCGGUCAAGGUAUUACCUCACAGUGCACCUGAGGACUCACACAGGUGAGAAACCCUACAAGUGCGGCUACUGUGACUACGCCGCCGCCCAGAGGACGUCCCUGAAGUACCACCUGGUGCGUCGGCACAAGGACAAACCCUACAUGGAGAUCCCCAGCAAGCUGGCGGCGCCCUCCGCGUCACCCCCGGGCGAUGCGAAACUCGCCGACGCGACACUGGCGGUGAAAAGAUCCCAACUGUGGUUUCCCGAGUUGUUGGCUGACGGAGCGCCAAGGGAAAGCCUCAAAAGCGAGGUGGAGAAAGCGGCCCCCAACACGGACGAGGAGCCUCAGAAGGCGAUCGCUAAUCCUGCUCUCAAGCAGGCGGCCAUCAAGUGUCCCGUUGAUGUGAAGGCGGAAGAGGAGGACGUUAAAGACGAGGACUGCGAGGCGCCGUUAAAUCUCUCCUUGAAAGUGUCUCUUUCCGUCCCUGCCAGGAAGGCUUCAAGUCCGUCUGCGUGUCCGUUGUGCGCGUAUAAAACCAUCUACCCGGAGGUCCUGACUAUGCACAAGAGGCUGACUCACAAAGAGAAGGCGGAUGUUUCCAGAAAGGUGCUUUUCAGCAAACACAAACGCCUCACAGGGUGCCCGCCUGCCCUCCAAGGUAAAGACGUCUCCCCGCUCGCCUUGAUCGACAGGCGCCACCCUCGCCGAACCAAGUCCCCGCCCCCUCAACCCGCACGACCCAAAGGACCCGCGCCGAUCAACGCGCCUCCCGCUCCGAAGCAAGCCCACGACGCACCCUGGAGGCAGAGCGUGGAGCCGCACCCCGGCAAGUACCACAUAGAGCGCCCGCCCACCUUGGACAUGGUGGCGGCCGCCGAGAGGAGUUUCCCCGGGAGGAGCGACGGCGCCAUUUGGCAGUCUGACGCCGCCCGCCUCUUCCUGUCCAGCCAGUUCGGGAGCCUCCCGAAGAUCAGGGAGCCCCCCGGCAGGAAGUUGAGGCCCGCUCAGCCUGCGAGGGACGCUGGCGAGAGGCCUCUUCAAGGGAGGGGCGUCAAAGUCCCCUCACCCGCAGAAGUCUUGGGUCCGAUCGGGAGUGCGUCCGUCGCCAGCAUCGGAGGCCGUUUGGAGUCUGACUGGAACAUGAUGAACCUCCUGCGCUCCUGCACCCCCAACAACCUGGCGUCGCUCUAUCACGCCGUCCCGGGCAACCCCAACCAUGGCGUGCUGACCAACCCCAGAGCAGGGGGCAGGAGUGUUCUCUUCCAUCACAUGACCACCACUCCACCUAACCUGCAGAGAAGAGAGCCUCCAGGCUCCGCCCCCAACCCACAAUACGGUACCUCCGACCACACAGCCUAGAAGUUCCCUUUUUCUUCUCAAACUGUCAACUUUCUUUUCUCCACGCCGCUACUUUAUUUUGGAAGGGCUCAGGUGUCAUUCCCCCCCCCCCCCCCCCCCACACAAGUUCCUGUGCCUUCAGUCCCUUUUUGAGCCUUUCCGUGGGACUUUGUGUGUGUGUGGACAUGAACGUGUGUGAAAGUGGAGCUUCUGUCCUCCAGCACUGACCACUUCCUCCCACUGGUACAGCUACUUCCUGCUACAUGAAGUCACUUUUCAGACUCCUCAAAGCCUUUCUUUAGUUUCACUCGCCAUCUUUCAUGGUGAGGAACCGACAAAUGCCAGCUGUGAUUAAUCACCACUUCAACUGUACACUGUGAAUGAAAUCACUCAAGAUUGUUUACAAGAUGUGCCAGCUUGGAGAUUAAGUUAUUUUUCUUUGUUUCACUUAUGUAAAAUAUUGUUUUGAGAUUUGUAUUAAGACUCGUUUCAAUAAAAAGAGGCAGAAAGGUGUGA